This is a messenger RNA of Lathyrus oleraceus (garden pea), 723 nucleotides long. Its product is annotated as proline-rich receptor-like protein kinase PERK12. The record is from RefSeq and is a predicted model, not a curated record. Bases 1 to 723 code for a protein of 240 amino acids. NCBI's taxonomy places the organism in Eukaryota, Viridiplantae, Streptophyta, Magnoliopsida, Fabales, Fabaceae. The transcript has a single exon.
AUGAGAGAGCCCUCUGAGAGGAAGUCGAAGAAGAAAACUCUGAAGCUGGGAGAACCUUCAACCAGAACGCAUGUGCCUCUAGACUCUUCUGCCUCUAGUAAGUCUCAUCUCCCUGAAACUCCUUUAUCUUCUAUUUUAAAGCAAAUAUCUUCCUCUCUACCUCAACCAUCUUUUACCUAUACUCCUUCUAAACCCACUAUCUCUAUCCCAACUCCCUCCGAACCUACUAUCUCUAUCCCAACUCCCUCUGAACCUCACAACUCUGAAACAAACCCUUCCUCACCCCCUUUACAAAAAUUCGACCUCACUACCACAACACUUCCUAUAUCUGAAGCCUUACUUCUAAAUGAACCCAUUUCACCUCCCUCUUCAACUCCCUCAUCUCCACCAUACUAUGACCUUUCCUCUGACGUUGAUCAGACAGAUAUUCAUGACCCUUCAUCUCCAACCCUGGCUCAACUCCAAGUCACAACAACCUCUGAACAUACCAUGUCCAUCCCAGACACCUCUGAACCCACACCAUCUCUAUCAACACCUCCUUUAGCACCUUCAUUAACCAUAGCAACUUCUGAACCUACCACCGAACCUUAUGAAAACACUCCAAUUCCCUCUGACCCUAUUAAUCCAUCAUCUGAACUUGAACCAACCUUCUUAACCCUGGAAGAGUCAUUUGCUUUAUUUUUAGAAUGUUCAGUUGUGAAGCUCAGCACACUGUCUGAAUAA